Molecule: messenger RNA, 914 nt
Organism: Penaeus monodon (black tiger shrimp)
Lineage: Eukaryota; Metazoa; Arthropoda; Malacostraca; Decapoda; Penaeidae
Product: alpha-(1,3)-fucosyltransferase C-like
Exons: 7
Coding region: 3-914 (303 amino acids)
Cellular component (GO): membrane
Molecular function (GO): alpha-(1->3)-fucosyltransferase activity
Source: RefSeq, a predicted model, not a curated record
CAAUGGUAGAUGACCAGCACGUGAACCUGACGCGCCUCGGUGGCAUCUUCAACUGGACCAUGACGUACCGCCUGGACUCCGACGUCGUGGUUCCGUACGGGCGAGUCACACCCAAGUCGUCGGACAACUUCACGCCCACAAGUAAGGAUUACUGGUCGAGCAAGGAUCCGUCCAGACUGGCAGCGUGGAUGGUGAGCCAUUGCGGCACUCCAGGGCGAAGGGAGUGGUUCGUCAAGGAACUGGUCAGACACAUGAAAGUGGACGUUUUCGGACGCUGUGGACACAAAAAGUGCGGGAAGAAUAUAUCCAUCAAGACUCUCGGCAGUUUCGACCAAGACAAAUGCAAUGCAGAGAUUGGGCAGUACAUGUUCUAUUUUGCUCUGGAGAACGCGAUAUGCCAAGAUUACGUCUCGGAGAAGUUCUUCCUGGCGCUGCAGCUGGACGUCAUUCCGGUGGUGUUCGGAGGCGGGAACUACGCGGCCAUCGCCCCGCCCACGUCCUACAUCAACGCCCUUGACUUCCCUUCUCCCAAGGCCUUGGCCGACUACCUGAAGGUGGUGGCCAGUAAUGCAACGCUCUAUAAUAAAUACCUUGAGUGGAAGGACCAUUACAACGUGGAGCUCGGCCACCCAUUUUCCACCAUGGUAUGUGACUUGUGUGCCAAGCUGCAUGACCCGCGAUCCUUUGAGCUCCCGCGAAUUACCCACAACUUCCAGCUUAUCUUGUCUUUUUGUCAGUGGGAGCGUCUCCAUGCCAUACAGUACAGCCGGCCUCACAACAGUCUUCAAGACUGUGAUGAGGCCGGCUCACCAAGGACUAAAGGAAAGGUCUUCAAGACCUUUCCUUUAGUCCUUGCAGACACCCUUCUGUUGCAUAUCACUUCACCUAAUCGUAUCUUCAUCUUCACAAUUUAG